This is a messenger RNA of Dovyalis caffra, 429 nucleotides long. The record is from the annotation of a GenBank genome assembly. NCBI's taxonomy places the organism in Eukaryota, Viridiplantae, Streptophyta, Magnoliopsida, Malpighiales, Salicaceae.
AUGGGUCGUGUUCGUGGUGGUUCAACUGGGAGAGGCUUUGGUGGGGCAAUGGUAACGGAGUCGGGAGUUGUGUUGGGUGAGGGCCGUGGGCUUAUGUGGUAUGUUUGGCGUGGCGGACUUGAUGGACUCGCUUACUCCAUUUUCUCCAUCUACUUCCCUAGUCAAAAUUAUCCUGUCUCCGAUUACAAGCCCCUUUUCACGCACAAGCGACAACCAAUCUCCAGUGAUGACUGGCUAGAUGGGGCAAAGGUGGAGUUAUUGAGAGAGAAAGAAAAGGUUACUAUAGGUGAUGGUUUUGAGAGGUCGGGCAAGUUGUGUUUAUGGAGGAUUGGAGAGGCUAAGCUUUGGGUGGAAGUGAAGAGUGAGGAGGAUGAAGGUCACUAUUCUUACAAUUUGAAAGAAGCUACGGGGUAUGGUUUUAUGAUUUAG